GUAUACAGAUGUCUCUGGGAUGGUGCGAACUUUAAAGAAAACAGUCUUUUAUCAAAUGAGUGUGCAGUUUCAUUAAUUCUGUACAUAGAUGAUUUUGAGGUUUGUAAUCCCCUUGGGACUUCGCGCAAAAUACAUAAAAUCUGUGCCAUAUACUGGAUUUUAGGCAAUCUUCCACCUGGUUCACACUCUUCAUUGUCAUCAAUCUACUUGGCUGCAUUGAUCAAAAGUGAUGAUGUAAAGUUGUAUGGAUACAAGGCAGUUCUUGAACCUUUGAUUAAUGACAUCAUUAUUUUAGAGCAACAUGGAAUAUUUGUGGCCAAGUUAGGAAAAUCUGUAAAGGGAACAGUGCAAUGUGUUGCUGCUGACAACCUAGGUGCUCAUAGUCUUGCUGGUUUUGUGGAGAGUUUUUCGAGUGCUUAUGUUUGUAGGUUUUGUACAGCUCGGAAAUUAGAUUUUCAAACGAGGGACGUAGGAAGUGGAGCAUUCUCUUUGAGGACAGAGGAGGGUCACGCAAGACAUCUUAAAACACUUGAGGAAGAAUCAUUGGCCAAUUGUUUUGGUGUUAAGAGGAGGUGUGUUUUGUCGGAAAAACUUGCUCAUUUUAAUGUCACAACUGGCUUUCCUCCAGACAUCGUUCAUGAUCUAUUUGAAGGAAUUGUUCCUCGUGAAAUAGCUCUUUGUCUCUCUGUGUUCACCUCGAAGAAGUACUUUACUUUGGAAUUUUUGAAUGACUCUAUAAAAACGUUCCCCUUCAAGUGGACAGAUAAAACAAACUGUCCCCAUCCUGUGCCUCUUACCUAUGCAACAAGGAGAACAGUUGGUGGCAAUUCUCACGAGAAUUGGAGUUUGAUCAGGUUUUUGCCGCUCCUCCUGGGACAGAAGUGCCUGCUGAUGAACCUGCCUGGAAUCUCCUCACUGACUUGAAGGACAUAGUUGACCUUGUUGUCACACCGGUGCACACUGACGAAACGAUAGCUUAUUUGAAUUUCAAAAUCUCUGAGCAUAGAGUACGGUUUAAGGAGGUUUUCCCAGACUCCAACUUGCUUCCUAAGCAUCACUUCUUGGAACACUACCCACAGCUAAUCUAUCAGUUUGGUCCUCUAGUUUCUCUCUGGACUUUAAGAUUUGAAGCCAAGCAUAGCUUUUUUAAGAGAGUUGUAGACACACUAGCUGCUUUAAAAACUUGUUGUUGUCCUUGGCAGAGAGACACCAGUUAUCCAUGGCACACCAGCUCUACUCAUGUAGAUUUCCUAAGCCUCUACUGGAAGUGAAAAAGUUCUCAACUGUUAGCAUUGACGUCCUGAAAGAUGAUAUUGCACAGGCUGUCAAACACAAGAACCCAAAUGUGAAGGAAGUUUCUUUGGCCGAAAAUGUCAUCUAUAACAGAUUUAACUACAGACUUGGAAUGAUCCUUGCUCGUGGAUCAAUCAGAGGGAUGCCUGCAUUCACGGAAAUCAUCCAGAUGGUGGUUCUCAAAAAGGAAUUGGUCUUCAUUGUUCGGAAACUAAGCUCUUGGUACAUGGAACACUACAGAGCCUAUCAACUCGAAAUCUCGCCUUCAAAGGAGAUUGAAGUUUUUGAGGCAUCUCAACUGACCGAUCCUUACCCCCUAGCAGACUACACAGUUGGGGCCAUGCGGCUUAUUACACUCAAGCGAUAUAUUCAAGGUUAAGAGGAUCUCCAAACAUGGCGGGCGUCACGCGGCUCCUGGUGAUUUUAGAAGAGGACAGUCGCAUCAAGCUGGAGCUUCCUAAUGGCAUCCCCUCCUCGGUUGACAAAGUCAUCCAAGAAAUAACGAAUUCCUGUGGUCUAACUAAUGAAAUACGGCUUCAAUACAAUGACCCUGAUUUCGGCACUUGGGUUAACUUAACUUCAACUUCAGAACUCAAGGAUCUUGCCACUUUGAAAGUUAUUAAUGUAGUACCCAGUGUGACUUUAUUCUUAGAGCCAGUGGAUAAGGCUAAUUUUCAACGCCAAGAUGAUUCCAGUAUGUCUUCAUCUGCAUGCUCGGGUGACACAUUACCCGUAAGCAGCCCUUCUUCGGACACCUACAGAAAGGAGCAGUGGCCCAAGGUGUUCCUCAUCCCUACUUUCUCUCAUUCAACAGAAACACAACUUAGGGAUGGAAAUGCAGAGUACCAGAGAAGCCAGGUUACUCACUCCCAGCUCUAAAAUGCUUUCCAACAUACUGGAAACGCUCGCUGACAAAGUCUAUUCAUACAAAUCCUAUCCUAGCGAUGCAGACUUCAGUGAAGUGGCAGAGGCACUCACACAGACAUACCCCUGUCUGAAAGAACCUGGGUCCUUCAACCACAGUUACGGAUGGAAACAGAGACUCAAGACGAAGAUGUACAACUAUCGCACAUACCUGAAAUCACACAGUUCAUCAUCUGACGAGCUGACUGUGAAUACUCUGAAAAGAAAGUUGCUGACGGAUGCCCACCCAGCAAAGAACAUAAAGAAACCUAGGCGAGCUGAGUCUAACCAUUACCCAUCUCUGCCUUUCAACGAGACACCAGAGUCCAUGGAGCAAGAGAGAGUGGCCCUCUUGUCUGAGGUAAAGAAAAGGAACAAUGUCCAAACAAUAAGACAGAAGAUGGCUCGGACGUUCGCAUUUCAGAGGCAAGAAAUUGUCGACAAGAAAACAUCUUUGCACGAAAUGAUCGAGAGAUGGCCAGCACUCUUCGAAGUUCAAGAGGUGAAUGAAGAAUUCAUCAGAGUAACCACAAUACCCCUUGAAGCAAGGUUCAUGCAGAAACUUGACGAGAAGUGCAGUGAACUGAUUCAAGUCGUCAGAAAGAAGGGUGGAGCUAUCCGGGAGAAGACAAAGCUCCUGCCAUUUGUGGAAACGGAUACUGACAUCACUACAAAGAGGGAGAUUGCUCUCAAAUGUCUCAUCCUCAACAUGGGAGAAUCGGUGGAGGACCUGAUCAAAGAAUUCCUGAUUCUUUUUUCCUAAAUUAUUUUCCAGGUGUCGGAGAAGGAUGAGGCUGGACAAAUUCUUCAGCGGGAAACCAUCGCAAUCUUCGUCAUCAGAGAUGCACAAGCCGCAACCGAAGACAUUGGCAUCAUUCUUGAGGGAUAAGAGGUUGUGAAUAAGUUGGCGUCUGUUGCAAAUGCUGUCGCCAUUCUCCUGGGCUUCCUUUAUGCUCUCAAUCUGGAAUAUCCCAAGACAUUAAAAUUGACAUUUGAAUAUAUCCAGAAAGUCUUCAUGGAGCUGGACCCGAAAGGCAUGGCCACCAAGGUCAAGAAGCUCUAUGACCAGCUCUACAAUAGAGCUUAGUUCAGGUUUCCUACACGUCCAAGUUUUCCAGUAAUGGAAAAUGAUAAAGACAAUAACAAGUCACAGAAAACGUAUGUGACUGUCCUGGAGAAUGAAAAGGUUACACACCUGUUGUGUGGCUAGUUAUGGUUCGUCAUUCUGAAGUUCAACUGUUUGAAAAUAUAAAAACUGUCAUAGCAAUUACCCUGUGGCACUGAUGGGCUCUGCUCUGGCUGGUAGAGUACGCAAGUUGCGUACGCAUUUGGUUUCAAAGGUCAAUAUGUUUGGCUGCCAGCUCUUCAAAGUUCCAAUCUGACCCUUGAGAAGCUUGACUGUUUUCUGGCAAGAAUUAUUUUUCAUUUUUAUGCCUUUAGGCAUACAACUGCGGUACAGUUUUUCUAUGUAUUUUAAAUUGUUACAUUUUAUUUGAACAAUGCAGAUACCCUGUAAAUAUGUUUGUUUUAUAAGUAAUA
Molecule: messenger RNA, 3735 nt
Organism: Gymnodraco acuticeps
Lineage: Eukaryota; Metazoa; Chordata; Actinopteri; Perciformes; Bathydraconidae
Exons: 5
Coding region: 2123-2959 (278 amino acids)
Source: RefSeq, a predicted model, not a curated record